AUGGAGGAUGUCGUGGAGGCGUUGACGCCGAGGGCGUUGGCGGAGAGGGCGUUGCUGGCCCCCCUACGCGACGUCGGGACCAUAGCGGGGGCCCUGCGGAACGGCGUCGGGUCCAGCCUUCGAGAGAUGGCAGCGGCCAGAGCCGCGAAGGACCUCUCGGACCUCAUACUACAAGAGGCAGAAUCCUCGGCGGUGGCCGCGGCAGCGGCAGCAGCAGCCGCAAAGGGAGGCGGGACCCGUAAAGCAUCCCCGUCUCGCAGGGGAGGAGGAGGGGUUGGUGCAGGGGGAGGAGGCGGAGGGCUCGACGGGGCUGGAGGCGGAACGAAGCCACGUGGAGGUAGGAAGAAGAAGAAGCCCAAGAAAAAGCGCGGCGGCGGCGGCGGCGGCGGCGGCGGCGGCACCGCUUCGACCACUUCGACCGUCGAGCCGGGGGCGGCAGCAGCAGCAACAGUCGGGUCUUGUUUGCGUGCCGGGGCACGAGGGCGAACGGGUCCCGAAGGAGGGGAACGGGUCCGCCGUGGGGGGGGAGCGGCUGUUGUUGUUGCGCCGAGCGACGGUGGGUUUUCCAGCGACUCGUCGGAAGGCGGCACGGUUGUGACGGGGGCAAAGCGAGCGACGCGUGGUCAGGUGGGGGCCAGGGAGGGAGAAGGGGACGAGUCACUCGACGAUGAGGAGGAGCAGCGAGGCGUGGUGAAGAAGCUGCGGUGGAGGACAGAGGUCGGCCGAACGAUCCCGAGCACAAGACCCGCGGCGGCGAGGCCACCCGCGAGCGUGGCGCCCGUCUCCUCUACUGGCGACGACGACGGGUUCGUCAGUCCCCUGGACCUCAGGCGGAAGGCCAAGCUUCGAGGUCUAGCCCACGCCCUCGUCCUGGACACGGUAGAAGCCGCCCUGGCGCAGUGCAAGCCGCCGCCCCCGCCCCCCGGCGGCAGGAAGUCGUCGACACAGCAGCCUCCGCCGCCUCUGGCGAAUAACCGGGGUGCUGCGGCAGCCGUGAAACGCACGGCAGCAGCGCCAGCGGUGGCUGCCGGUACGACUAUUGCCGAUGCGAAGACGGAGUCUCGCCCAGGAGCAGCAGUAGUAGCAACCAUAUCGCGAACGGCGGCGGCGGCGGCGGCGGGGAUCCCGGAUGCGCCGCUCUCAGCGAGACGGUGGCCGUCUCCCGAACAGGCGACCGCCCACCCGCUCUGGAAGAUCCCGGCCGUGGCGGCAGGCCCGCCGGAGCCCACGAUACCCCCGGAUGCCGGCGCCGGUACGGUCCGCGGGGCCGCGGUGAUGCCCCGCCCCGCGGCGGGGGUCGGCUCUUCCGGUAGCAGCGAAGGCGUUCGGUCGCCGUCGCUGGUGGGGUCGAGGUCGUCUCCGCGCCCCCCCCCCGUUUCGAGGCGGCGGGAGGGGAGGAGGGAGCUCGCCGUUAACGACGCGGACGAGAGGAUGUCGUGCUCGAGCUUCGACAGCCUGGAUGUCCGGGUGGAUGACCAGGACUUCGCGGAUAUCUUGGACACGGCCUACCGGCCCGCGCGAAUGCCCGCACAACUACGAGGGCAGCAGCGGGCGGCGGCGGCUGCAUUCACGGCGCUGAGGCAGCCGCGAGCCGUAGCACCGGGGUAUUUCAUCUCCCCGUCGUCUCCGCGACCACGCCAGACUAACCCCGGGCCACCGCCCGCCCUGCCCACGGCCGCGGCCGCGGCGUUCCACCACCAUGGCAUGGCGCUGGACUGGCGGAACUGCUACGGGGGUAGGGGCGACGGGACGGCGGCGAGGAGGGGGGACGACGCCGCCUCAUCGACGGUGGCGACGGCGGAAUCCGAUGAAGGGAGCGCUGGCAACGGCGACGAUAGCGGUGCCACGCCGCGCAACAGCAACUCCCCCGUAAGGGGGUUAGAGGCGUCGGUCGGGCGUUUCGCGCCGCAGAUGGGCGGCGGCAGCACUUCCUUCUUUGGAGGGCAGGGCCUGUUCAUGUGGCCGCCCUCGAUGGUCGGACGGGCGGACGAACGGUCGGGCGCCUGGGGAGGGGGUGGGGGGAGCGUGAACGCGCUGGGUUCUUGGGGUGGUGUAGGAGGCGGCGGGGGUGCGGCCGUCGGUGACGGUGAUGCGAGUCUUGGCGAGGAGAGUGAGGAUCGUUCCCCUGAACCGGGAGCUGCGGUUUCGACCGCUCAGGGAGAGGAGGACCAAGCGGACCAAGACUUGGAGGUGGGGGGACUGGUGGACGGUGAAAAACCGACCCACGAAAAUGGUGAAGAGGCGGAGAAGGAGGAGGAGGAGGAGGAGAACAAGGAAGCAGGGAAGCCGAUGGUUACAGACGGGCUAGUCCAAGGAGACCAAAAGCACGAAGAAGAUGUUGCCGCCGUCGCCACCGCCGAUGGCGACGACAAUGGCGACAGCGGCGGCUUGAAUGCUAGCGUCUCCGUCAAGGAGGAGGAGGAGGAGGAGGAGGAGGUGGGGAAGGCCGUUCCCGACACACAGAAGCAGUCGGGCGCCGACGCUCUGCCGCCACCAGGAGACGGAGAGUUGGACGAUGCCGAGGAGGAAACGCCCGCCUGGACAGAUGACCCCGAAGGCGACGGCGACGGACGCCUGGAUGACGGGCAUGAUGCGGCUACCGGCCGGCCUUCGCCAGGAGCCGUCGUGCAGAAGAGGCCUUCGCCAGAAGCCGUCGUGCAGAAGAAGCACGUACCGAUCGUUAGCGCACCUCCGGCAGCAUCGGCGGAGGAAGAUGAUCCAGAACAAGCCCCGGCGGCGCCAGCGGCGACAGAGACAGCAACGGGCACCGCGGCCGCGGCCGACCAGCACACGCCUUUCCCCGCCCCGGCAGCAGCAGCGACAGAGACAGCAUCGACCGGGAAAACGUGCUGUUCGUGCGCCUGUCACGUGUUGACCGUGGCGCGGGUCCCGCCCACGCCCCCACGGCGACUGAGCCGUCGGCAGCAACGCAGGAGAGCGUCGGCCCCCGAGAAGCAAGCGCCGCUAUCGGCAACUGGCGUGAGCGGCGGUAACAGCAAUGACGCAGCAGUGGAGGGCCACGGUGGCGUGAUGAGCAGUACGGCCAGCGUGCCCAGCAUGGGGCGAGUGCGCCAGACUCGAGCACCUACCAGCCGCAACCUUAGCGAGGAGUCCCGCCGCCGCCCUAUCCUUGCCCAACACCAGCCCGCGAUGCUCGCUCCUAACGGCGCAGACGGCGGCGGUGGCCGCGUCGCAUCCCCCGACCGCAAGCACGACUACAGCGCGGGGACCCCUCCGCGCACGGAGAGGCCGCAGCCGAGGUCUGCGAGCAGGGGACGCGGCGGCGGCGGCGGCGGCGGUACGGGCGGCGGCGGUGGCGGCAGUGGGUCCUGCACGUCCACCCCGGCCCCGCGGCCUUCUGCGAACGUGCGCCGUCGAAGGAGCGAGUCCGGCCUGGGGUCACUGGCGGCGGUGACAACCGCCAAGACCACGCCGGCGGGCAGCAGCCGGUAUAGCGACGGGUACCCGGGGUCUGCAGGCGGCGGCGGCGGCGGCGGCGGCGGCGGGAAGAUGCGGAGCAAGCGAGCCAGCUCCGAGUCCAACGCCUCCAACGUUGCGGCCGCGGCAGCAGCGGCCACCGGUGGCGGGGGCGGCGGAAUCCCGCCCGCUUGGACGUGGAAGGGCUACCUCAACAACGGCAGCACCGGGAGCGCCGCCGCCGCCGUGGCCGACGGCGUUGACGCCGGCGGCGACGGCCGUGGCUGGUCGUCGACGCGCGAACGGAGCGGCAGCGACGCCGGGGGCACUCCCCUGAUAGAAGUGGCGGGGUGGGAUCGGGAUGCCGCUGCCGGAGGAGGCAGCGGACAAGGCCGCUUCCCUUGGAGGGCAGGGCGUGUCGGCGGCGGCAGCGGCGGCGGCGGGGGCGGCGGCGGGCGGGAAGAACAAGGCCCGUCCAUGUUUCGCUGCCGGGGGGGCUCGUGGGACUCGGACCCCCGCGACGGGUUCGACUUCAGGAUGGACCGCGACCUCAACAGCGGGAGGGCCGGGGGAAGGGCGAGCACGAGGUCGGCGCCGAAGCGGGUCUCGACGCGGCGGAUCUUUCCGGGGGGCGCGAGGAGCAUGUCGGAGGCGGCCGUACGCCGGUUGGCCGACCCGGUGCAGCGGCGGGCCGGGACGGGCAAGGGUUGGAGCUCCGACGGCGAACUGGGGGAUGCGUCCGUGGACGGGGAAGGGGGGGACCAAGGGGACCAAGGAGACUUGUUCCUACGGGUGUACCCGGGGGAAGAUACCAACAGCGUUGGCUUGUCUCGAAGCCUUGGCGAGGGCUUCGACGACAGUUUUGUAUCGGAUGGAGGCCUCGGUGGGAUCGGCGAGGGCGACAAUUGUGGAUUUCCACCCGACUGCGGAGCGCGACAGUCACGAUGGAGGGGGAGAGGAAGGGGGCGGAAGGUGGAGGAAGACAACCUGGUGAUGCGAGACAUGUGCUUGAAGUUGGAGGCGGAGGUUGCCAAGCUUAGAAAUCUCCUGGCAUCGGCACAGGGGGGGGGGCCGUCGCAGGAGAACUUGUCUCAGGCCUCCGGCGGCAGCGGCGGCGGCGGCGGCAGCGGUGGUGGCGGCGGCAGCAACGGUGGGGGCGGCACGUUUUUGUCCGGGUUUGCCGGCGGCGGUGGCGGAGGCGUGCCGAGAAUGUCGCACAUGGCUGUUCCUCUCCCGCUCCCGGCCAGAGACAAUGGCCGCCCACCGCCUCCCCACCAAGUCGCCGGCUACGCCAGCGGUGGGUCGGGCGUGGAGCCCGGAUGGUACAACGGAGGUGUCGGGUGGCCGGCCGGGACGGGAGUUGGAGGAGGAGCAGGCGGGGUCGGGAGCGGGGUCGGCGUCGGCGGGAGCGUGGGGCCUGUGCCGUGGGACGACGACUACCUCGCGCUUAGGGCGCGGCUCGAGGUGCCCUCGCUAGGGUUCGGGUCUUUGAGGCCGCCGGGGCAAGGAGGACCAGCAGGGGGCCACAAGAGAGGCCGAAGCGCUGGCGGGGGGGGUCAGGGCGGCCUUUCCCUGCGGUCCAGGCUGUGCGAGGACCUGUCCCGAUUCUUGCACCUCGUGACGGAGAGAGAGAGGAGGACGUUCGACGCCAAGUGGGUGGCGUACCAGCGGUGCAGGGCAGUCGUGCGUGGCCUGUGGCCACGAGCUCAGGUGAAGCCGUACGGGUCGUUCGUCACGGGACUGUCACUCCCGUGGAGUGACCUGGAUCUGGUCAUCUGCCUCCCCAAGGUGCGGCGAGAUGCGCCGGCGGAUACACCGGGAGCUCUUGAGGGCAGAAACGCCAUCAAGGAGACAUGGCAACAGGAGCUCGCGCGCAGCCUGGGCGGAGAGCGCUGGGUCGACAACAACUCCCUCAAGAUCAUCAGCCACACGGCCGUCCCCGUGAUCAAGCUCACCACCUUCGAGGGGCAGGGGCACAACGGGCAGGCGGCGAACCAGCUGGUGAAGGACCUGGUGGAUGGUUUCCCGGCGCUGCGGCCGCUGGCGCUCUUGCUCAAACAGUUCAUGAUGGAGAAAGGCCUGUCUGUCAGCUACACCGGAGGGCUAUCGUCGUACGCGCUUACCCUCAUGGUCGCAAGGUAUCUUCAAGAGCAGACCAGCCAGAUGGACUCGGGCUCUCUCCUGCUUGGCUUCCUGGACUUCUACGGCAACCACUUCGAUCCGCGACUCACCGGCAUCAGCGUCGGCCGCAGCCGUUACUUCUCCAGGAGCGCGCCCCUGCCCGCGCCCCCCCCUCAGGUGGCGGCGGCAGUUCCCGGGGCCCCCAGCGCUGCGCGGAUGUUCUACGGUCAGGAACAGCUUGGUCACAUUGUAUUGAGGGGGUGGAUUGCGGCUCACAGCGGCGUCGCCGGUAGGGAACGAAGCUCUCCAAAGAUCUUUGUCUGCUCCUCCUCUGCUGCGGCUCAGUCGAAAAACCACAGCAGUACUACAAGUGACUGCAUCGGUGUAUAUGUAACCGACGGAUGGUGCGACUUGGAGAACAACAACGCCGAGUGCAACUGGGACGGUGGAGAUUGCUGCGAGUGCACCUGUGUUGAUAGCCAAUAUGAAUGUGGCAUCCAGGGCUUCUCCUGUCUGGACCCCUCCGCGACUGAUUUAUACGACUGUGGGGAAACGCCGGCCGCUACUCCUUGCUCGGCGGAAGCUCAGGAGGCGUGGGUGGUGGAAGACUCUGCACAGGCACAGGCUCUGGCAGCCAACGUCAACUGUUCCGGCGGGUCGUUCCAGGUGGAGUGGAGAGGAAGCGUGUCCUUAGAUGCACCUAUCUUCAUCGUGCACGGGACCGAUCUCAACGUGACGGGCGGCGGUGAAGCGAGCGCUGUCAUCGACGGGAAUGGAACCACGCGAUUGUUUUCCGUCGACAACGCCACCCUCCGCUUGAGAGGGGUGGAGCUCCGCUCCGGUUUUAGCGCCAUCGGCGGGGCGAUUGCAGCGUCUGGUGCCACGUUGGCGUUUCACAACACAAGUUUUGUCAACAACAGCGCUGGCACUAACGGAGGGGCGCUGUGGUUGACCGAUUCGAGCGUCUCGUGGGGGGGGGGCACAGAAUUCAUUAGCAACACUGCUGCUGAGUCCGGAGGUGCGAUUUUCCUUCUGAACGGAUCGUACGUAAGCUCUACCGGAGACACGAACUUUGUGCGGAACGGCGCACUUGUCGACGGAGGCGCGGUGGGAUCGGUUGCCUCGGACUCUGUUCUGAGCCCCGAAGACUCCACCCUUUCCAUCGAUGGCCCCACGGCUUUCGUGAACAACACGUCCGGAGAGAACGGCGGCGCCUUAGCUCUGCUUGGAGGGCUUUCGAUUUCUGUCAACACGGAGGAAACCAACUUUGUCGAUAACUCUGCUGACUUGGCGGGAGGAGCCGUCUACGUCUCCGACACAGCAAUCGGCCCGACAUUUUCCGACGUUAUAUUCGACUCCAACUCCGCUCAGGUCGGAGGAGCAGUCUCCGCCUUAGGGUCUGGGAACGUGAAAGGGGGCGAAAACGACCAGCUUCUUCCGACCACUUUCAGCCGAUGCCGGUUCACCUUCAACCGGGCAACAGCAACGGGUGGGGCUGUCGACAGCGCGAGUGGACAAGAUCUUUUCGAAGACACCGUGUUUAGGGGCAACCAAGCGGUGACGGGGGGUGCGCUGAGACUGGCGGGCAGGGCGUCUUUAGUAAAUUGUUCAUUUGUGGAGAACAUUUCCGACGAGGGGGAGGGCGCGGCAGUGUCCAACGUCGGUGUCAUUUCGGAGAUCAGCAACACGAGCUUCAGCGGGAACGUCUUCAACUGCGCGCCAGACACAUUCCUGAACUACACUUUUACUUCCGCGGCGAACGUGACCUACCCGGACGUGUACCAGCGCCUCCUGAAUGGCCUGGACGUGUUCAACUUCGAUAUUUCCUGGAUAAUAUCGGCUGGUUGCGUCAUGAACCUUGAUUUUCACGACCGGCUGCUGCUCUCGACGAUCGGUCCCAUCAUGGCUCUGCUAUGCCUGGCGGCAACCUACAGAGCUGGUUCGCGCAUCAACCGCGGAAAUGCGGCGACCCUGCAGCUUGUUUGGGACAGGCAUGUGUCGAUGGUGCUCCUAUUGGUGUUUGUGGUCUACUCCAGCGUCAGCUCUGUUGUGUUUCAGACUUUUGCGUGCGACCAGCUCGAGGGCGGCGGGGAAUACCUGCGUGCGGACUACCGCAUCGAGUGCGAUUCCUCCAAGCAUCAAGGAUUCCGUGUGUACGCAGGGUUCAUGAUUCUGCUGUACCCGGUGGGCAUCCCUGCCUUCUACGGCGCUCUUCUGUUCAGGGAUCGCGACGUGCUGGAAAAGGAUCCGGACGGUCGAGAAGAUCCUCCCCGUGUCGCUUCGAUCUCUAACCUGUGGCAGCCGUACAGGCCUUCGGUGUACUACUACGAGGUGAUUGAAUGCGGUCGCCGUAUUCUGCUGACCGGCCUAGUCGUGUUCAUCUACCCAAACACAGCCGCCCAGAUUGCGAUAACGCUCAUCAUGACCGUCGUCUUUGCGGUGCUCUCAGAAGCCUUACGCCCAUACGCGCAAGCGUGGGACACCUGGGUCAGUCGCGUGAGUCACGCCGUAGUCUUCAUGAGCGUGUACGUCGCGCUCCUGCUCAAGGUAGACGUGUCCAACGAGAAGGGAAGUAGCCAAAAGGUCUUUGAGGCCGUUCUCGUUGCGGCGCACGCUUGCAUGAUUUUGGCGGUUGUGGUGGAGACGAUCUUGCUGGGGUGCCCGUCGAGGGUGAAGGAACAAGACGAACCGGCGCCAAGGGUUGGCGGCGAUAGCGUGACGAUGAGGUUUUCGUACACGAACAAGAUGAAGAUAGGUUGUGCGGGCAACUCGUCUGCUGAGGACGAUGACGACGACCACGUGAACGAGGCGGGCCUGACACCCGUAGGAUGAGGUACAGAACACCGCAUUCUUUACAGGCGAUGUACCGUCAGUGUUUGAUUGGCCGUGCUUGUGUAGCAGAACGCUUGUUA
This is a messenger RNA of Ectocarpus siliculosus, 8450 nucleotides long. The record is from the annotation of a GenBank genome assembly. NCBI's taxonomy places the organism in Eukaryota, Phaeophyceae, Ectocarpales, Ectocarpaceae.